Pezoporus flaviventris is the source of this 2290-nucleotide messenger RNA. It is a transcript of the gene TRNAU1AP, whose product is annotated as tRNA selenocysteine 1 associated protein 1. Lineage: Eukaryota; Metazoa; Chordata; Aves; Psittaciformes; Psittacidae. The record is from RefSeq and is a predicted model, not a curated record. Gene Ontology annotation, cellular component: nucleus. Gene Ontology annotation, molecular function: tRNA binding. The coding region runs from base 233 to 1057 and encodes 274 amino acids. Gene Ontology annotation, biological process: selenocysteine incorporation. The transcript has 10 exons.
CCGCGGGAGGCGGCGGGGCGGGCCGCGGGCUCGGCGUGAGGCGGGCGGCGGGGCCGGGCGCGGGGAGUCGCGGCCCCGCUGGAGCCGGCGCGGGGCCUUGCGGGAGCAGCAUGGCCGCCAGCCUGUGGAUGGGGGACACUGUUGAGCCUGGUUCAUGCAUGCCUGCUGGUUUUGAGUGGCAUCGACCCUCUUAAAUGAGUCUUCUUUUUGAAGUGUAAGGCUGGAGCCAUAUAUGGAUGAAAACUUUGUUUCAAGAGCCUUUGCCACCAUGGGAGAGCUCGUACUGAGCGUAAAAAUCAUUCGAAACAGGUUGACAGGAAUUCCAGCAGGCUAUUGCUUUGUAGAGUUUGCAGAUCUAGCUACUGCAGAGAAAUGUUUACACAAAAUCAAUGGAAAACCGCUUCCUGGGGCUACACCGGCAAAGCGAUUUAAACUGAAUUAUGCAACGUAUGGGAAACAGCCUGAUAACAGUCCAGAAUAUUCCCUUUUUGUGGGAGACCUGACUCCUGACGUGGAUGAUGGCAUGUUAUAUGAAUUUUUUGUUAAAGUUUAUCCCUCAUGUAGAGGUGGCAAAGUCGUUUUGGACCAGGCAGGAGUAUCCAAAGGUUACGGGUUUGUGAAGUUUACGGAUGAGCUGGAACAGAAAAGAGCCCUGACUGAGUGUCAAGGAGCCGUGGGCUUGGGCUCCAAACCUGUACGCUUGAGUGUGGCUAUACCAAAAGCUAAUCGUGUGAAAGCCAUGGAGUACAACCAGAUGUACAACUACAACUAUAACCAGUAUUACCAACAAUAUCACAGCUACUACGCGCAGUGGGGCUAUGACCAGAACACGGGCAGUUACAGCUACAGCUAUCCCCAGUAUGGAUACACCCAGAGCACAAUCCAGACAUAUGAAGAAGUUGGUGAGGAUGCAUUGGAAGAUCCAGCGCCUCAGCUAGACGUCCAUGAAGCAAAUAAGCAGUUUAUGGAACAGAGUGAAGAGCUCUAUGAUGCCUUGAUGGACUGUCAUUGGCAGCCUUUGGACAGUGUCUCUUCAGAGAUUCCAGCCGUGUUAUAGCCUCAGGCUGAGGCACUGUGUCUGUGUGACAAGCCUGCCAGCGUGCUCCAGACUGUUAGUGCUGCACCAGGACCCUGCAGUAGUGAGGGGUGGCCCUUUCUCCACCCAGGUCUGUUACUCGAAGUACAGGAGGACUGUGGCCUUCCCUGUAUGGAAUGAGUAUCAUAGGAGCAUCAUGGUAAACUUUUAUUCAUGGGGAAAGUUAGAACUGCAACAGUUUUAUUCCUUUUGUCUUGAAAUGAACUCUUAUUUGGGAAUUGUAAUUUAUAAACUCUCAGCGAGAUGGCACAGGGGAAAGACUCUACUCCAACGUCCAAUAAAAAAGUUGGUCUUUUAAGUAAAAUCACCCUUUGCAUUUGGUUCCUGCCCAUCUUUCUGCUUUGCUGCCCAUUUAACCAUCUUCAGUUCUCUGAUCCAACUCCCACGAAUGGGUUCUUUUAAGGAAUCAUUGCUGGAUACCACUGACGUGUUGCACAGUGACCGGGUAAGGUUGCUGUGACUUGAGGAUGGGGAAGAACCACGUAGAUGAAAGCUUAUGUUCUCUUUGAGCUAGCACAUGUAGAGCUCAGUGUUCUUAACCUACCUGAAGAGCUUUUUGGAGAGUAAAGACAGAAAGGAGCGUUGUAAAACUACUCCAGACCGAUGCCUCCUAUCUGGUGAUGUCUCUCACGUUUGCCUUGCUUCUCCACUUGUCUAUAAGGAAACAAUUCCCCAGCAGCCAACCAGUUUAAAACAUGUUUACCAGCAACCUUCUUUAAACCUUAUUUUGUGUCUCAUGUUUCAUUGUGGAUGAAAAAUGGUCUCAUUGAGAUGAUGAGAUUUCCCUUCCACUGUCCUGUCAGAGUGAACCUGGUGAAACUGAAGAUCCUGCAGCAAAAACGGGUCAAAAACGCUGUAUUGUGCAACAAAUUGUUGCUGCCCUGGAAAGCAGUUUUUUACUGGAUGUUGUAUAAGCUGGAUGGACAAGCAAUAUUAUUUAAGCUAAGAUUAUGUUGCAUUAGAGGUGAAAGCAAAAAAUAAUCGCACUUCUGUACAUGUUCUAAGCCCUUCCCAGGCUUUUGUGCCUUAAACUCUUGGAGAACUAGGAACAAAAACUACCUGCAAUAAAUGUCUAUCCAAGAAAUCGUUUGGUAACUGACAUUGCUGCUGCAAAGCAGUUCAUUGCCUCCCUGCCCAUGGUGAGGCAGAGAUUUGCCACGAGAUUUCAAUACUUUCAUAAAGCCUAACUCUGCU